CCUAGGGAAGAGGUCAAUGUCAAGUCUGAAGCGGUAAUGUCGGCCGGGAGCUGCAUUGAGCUUUCGAUAUUCUUGCACGAGCCGUUUGCUUCGAAGCCCGAACGCUUAUGUUCGCCGACAUGGGUGUUACAUUUUCAGAAGGGCAACAGUUUCGAGUGCGCCACGCUUUUGGCAAGUUUACUACUAGGGCAGGGUUAUAAUGCAUUCGUGGUGAAUGGAUAUGCAUCACGCGAACAAAUCCUUUGUGACAUGACUAGAAGAAUUUGUCCAUACUUGCCGAAAACAGAACAAACAUCACCAUCAACCGAUACCCCUAAGAUUGCCAAGUAUCAAUUAAAGGCACCACCUGAUUUCAGGAGUCGAUUUCUUUUAGAGUUAGAAGAUCGUGAGAGAAGAAAAGCGGAAGCAGAAUUACAACGACAGAAAGAAGAACAACAGAGAAUGAUCGCUGAAUUCGAACGUCCACAGUUAGAUAAAUAUUUUGGUUAUCGAAUACACGCGUGGGUAGUUAUCUUACCAGAAGAUAAAGGUAUGAGACUUCAAGAAAUUGCUGAACCAAUUUUCGUCGAAGCUUCUUCUGGCAUGUCUUACAACCCAGCCGAUGAAGAAACCAAUUCGAUAUAUUUAGGAAUCGAAAGCAUUUGGAAUGACCAGAAUUAUUGGAUGAAUAUGCAGCCACAAGGAAAAGGCUGUGCUGAAAUCAAUUGGGACUUGAAUAGGAUUGAACUCUGGGAGCAUUUGCUUCCUGGUGAGCCACAAAUCAUGCAACAUGACAAAGUCGAGAUUGAAGAAGAUAUUAGUAUUGAACAAAACAAGCAUUUGGAUAUGCCAACUUCGUAUGUGAAUGAAAUCUACAUUGACAGUUCAGAUUUUGAAAGACGAUAUCCACAGGGCAGCAAAACGAUACUUUAUAAAAAGGCCAAGGUAGAAUUAUACGCGCCAUAUAUUCGGACCGAUGGUUUAAUUCAGAAGAUUAUUAUUUAUGACGAUUAUAAAUACAUCAAUCCUAUUCAAAGUUAUGAAAAAUACUUGAAUAGAAGCGACUGUCUUGUGGAAUCCAGAAAAGAUUUCGUUACUGAUACUGUCGUAGAUUCUUUCGAUAAGGGUCGAUCAGACUAUUGCAAAGCGCAUCGUUACUUUGCAUCCGGCAGUAAUUCGAUAGACAGCGAGAGAGCAAUAGAUUUUUAUGAUAGCGCACAGUUUGAUGGACUGUCGCGCAUAGAGUUGGGUCCGCUUCAUUUAACUCAAUAUUACAAGAAUCGUGAAGAUUUUCUUUAUUACAGACACAUUGAAUUUUCGGUAGACCAAGGCAGCUCAGCAGUGGAUGGUAUCCAUUUUCGACAUAUCUCAAAAAUCAUUGAGAAAUAUCACAGAAAUGAGAAAAUUCCGGCUUGCAAGGAUGUAGCUAUCCGCGAAUUUGCGAUAAUCGAAAACGAAAUCUGUAUUAAAUUUCAUUAUGAACAAGAUCGAAGUACUCGAGCUACUCGUACAUUCAUAAAACCGCCAAUAGCGGAUAGAGGAGAUCGCUUAGUUUUUGAUCCUACGAUGACUUACGGAUAUAACCCAGAUCCGACUGCACCACCAGAGAAAAGCCUCGAUCUUUUUUACGCGCUUGAUAAACAUUUGAAAGACGAAGACCACACUAUGCUCUCUAUCAAAGACGCCGAAGCCGAAAUUACGACGUUCUUGCGAAGAAGAGCUGACGAAAAUUUAAAUCCGCAACUCGUAGUUUCAUUAUUCGAUAGAAAUCGAGCAGUCAAAAUGAUAGCCGAAUUAGAAGCGAAAGUAAAGCAUCCAACUUUGCAUGAUAUCACACAAGAGAUUAACGAAUUGGGACCGUAUUUAGCGCGAAUAGGCAAUCCAGCGCAUAUCAGUAAAACGGAAGCGUAUCUACUGCGCGAUGAUUGUUUGAGUGACUUCAAGCAGGUGUCUAUUGACAAAGCGAAUCGUAUUUUACAUAUGAUCGAAAAACAAGCUAUAGAAUUGGAAAAGAUGCAAGUUCUCCUAACACAGUCUGUGGAUUUACCGAAAGCGGAGGAGGAACAGAUAUUAGCCAAGAUAAAUGAGAUAAGUUUCAAUAUGCAUGUGCUGGAAACGUAUCUCAAUCGAUAUAGGGAUUCAGUCCAGCAGAGGUAUAGAAUAUUGAUAGAUCGUUUACAGCAAAAUCCGCAUCUCCAAGUACUCCAGAAGUAAAAGAAUAUUGAGUGAAAGAAUAUUGAGAAAUUAUAUAGAAAAGUGUAUAUUACGUAAGUAUAUUAGAUUGUGUAAGAACGUUUUCUUAUUUAUUACAAAAAUCGUAUUCAUUUUGUAUCAUCAAGGAAUAUAUUGGCAUCAUAAAAUG
Messenger RNA from Pogonomyrmex barbatus (red harvester ant), 2341 nucleotides. RefSeq names its product dynein regulatory complex subunit 7. Gene Ontology annotation, biological process: flagellated sperm motility. Gene Ontology annotation, cellular component: motile cilium. Lineage: Eukaryota; Metazoa; Arthropoda; Insecta; Hymenoptera; Formicidae. The record is from RefSeq and is a predicted model, not a curated record.